UACGUCACAGAACACAUCCUUGCUGUGGAGUGCGACAGUCCAUCCCCUUCCAAGGAUGAGGCUGCUCGCCUGCGUCCUCGAGCUCGUCCUUGCCCUUGCCCUUGCCCCACUGCGCUACCGCUGCUGCUACUGCCCCCGGUUUCUGUGUACGAUCUUGCAUCUUGCAUCUAAGGGCAGUGCCUGUCCUUAUCUACUGCCUGAAGAUAGAGCAGUCGCUGUUGAUGGACUAAAUGGCUGCGAACGACGUUGCAAAUGUUGUGCCCUGCCAUAAUAUCGCGGUGCAUGAAAGUGCCACAGGUUGAUCAGCAUUGCCUGCGGAUCUCGACCUGUCCGACAAACUCCUUGCACGUCGGGCACUUCUUCGAAGUACAAGUACUCAUUCACUCCAACUACGAUGUAGCCUAGGGACCUGGCCUUUAGGACAUCAAGACGAAGUCAAUAAAAACAUAGAACGAUUUUAUAUAACUUUGUGAUAGUGUUCUUGCCUUCUGAACAAAGUACGAC
This is a messenger RNA of Gamsiella multidivaricata, 504 nucleotides long. RefSeq lists its product as uncharacterized. The record is from RefSeq and is a predicted model, not a curated record. The coding region runs from base 56 to 271 and encodes 71 amino acids. NCBI's taxonomy places the organism in Eukaryota, Fungi, Mortierellomycota, Mortierellomycetes, Mortierellales, Mortierellaceae. The transcript has 2 exons.